GUCGUCUUCGAGAGAGGCCCCUCGCCCACUGUAUCAUGACUCGGGAUGUGGCCUCGACACGCGGACAGGGGGAUGGGCAAGCUGGUUGACGCAAAGAUUCCUGCCGAGGCCUGCAGCAAAUUUCUUCCCCUUCAUCUCUUCACCCCUUGCGUCUCGAUUCUUUCCACCACACCGCGCACCUCCCACCCCCGGCCCAGAGAGAGAGAGAGAGAGAGGGGGAUCUGCCUGGGGCCAAAAGAUAAGGACAAGCCCCGGAAGCCCUGCUAGGCUUGCUUAAACCUCCGAACCUUCUUUUGACACCCAACUAGGGGCCAAGUAAAAAAAAGAUCAAAAAAAAAAGACCACCCCAGGGAAGCGCCAACGGUCUGAUCUGCCGUGCCUUACGUACCUUGGCCGGGGGUGUCAUUUGCUUUUAUGGGUCGGUGGCCGUAUGUAAAAACUAUGAGCCCUUGCUUGUUACCGCCUUCCGCAGCUUAGCGCGCCUCGGUGACUGCCUCCCCGCCGUCGGCCACCAACCCCAGCCGCCCGAGCGAGGCCCAGACGCGCCCAUGGAGGAGAUGAGCGACCUUGGGCAUAGCGCCGGCUCGGCCUCCCCGCCUCCAGUCCCUUUGCCCGACGACCAGGACGACCACCAGAGCCCACCGCCAGGGCCAAAGCGCGCCAAAAAGCGGAUACGCAAGCCUAGGGGCCGGGGGCUGAGGACGAAGACGGGGUGUCUCACAUGCCGAAAGCGACACAAGAAAUGCGACGAGCAGUUCCCAGUGUGCAGUCAUUGUGUAACGUCGAACCGCGAGUGUGUAUGGCCGGAGCCCGGCCUCCCUGAAAUACCGUCGGGGAACUCGUCUGUGGCCCAGUCGCCAUCGGGCUCGGCCGAGCUGCGGUCGCUGCCGGCCGGGAUCCCACCCACCAGCCACUCGGCCGCUGUCGUCGUGGCCCAGUCGCAGCAGCAACAGCAUCAACGCCAGUUCGACCAGCCUUCCCUGACGUCCACAGCAAGCAACUCUCCACAAAGGUCCUCCCCAGCCGCGGCCCUCUCGCCCGAUGCUGUCAGUGUUGAGGCCAAGGCCGAGGCGCGGGCCGCUCGUCCCACAUGCCCGCCUUUAGGGCCGGUUGCCCCGACUUUGGACUAUCAUUUCCCCAACGGACCGACUGCUUAUUCCCACAACAUCGUGGACCCGGCUCUGGCCGCCCUCUUCCCGGGCACUCGGCCGAAACCAACCAUCACUGACCUUGUUCAGUCCAGUCAUGGGCAUCAACCGGCAUCACCGGAAACUAUGUCGUCAGCAGACGGGAUCAGCGUAGGGACCGCCGGCUCCAAGUGGCUCGACCUUCUCGCUGGCGACGCAGCGGCGCAAGCAGCUGGUGGCUUCAACCUUGGCGCUUGCAAGGCGCUUCAGACGGGCUCCCGUAGUCGCGCACCCACGUCUCCCGCUUCCGAGUUUUGGCGAGGAACACCCAGGGACGACGGCCUUAGGAUAUCCAAUAGCCGGACAGGCGUCAUGGGAAGGCUCGACUGGAGUAUUCCCGAGCGGUAUCCAUGGCAGGAGGAUGCAAAUAUUGAGCUUAAUCCCCUCGAAACCUUGCUGUUUCGAGCUUUCGCAGAGAGGUCUGCGCUCUGGAUGGAUCUAUUUGACCCCUACAAGCACUUCUCCACGUGCUCGAUACGGCUUGCUUUGCGGAAUUUCGGCCUGAUUAAGGCCAUACUCGCGCUCCAGGCGCGCCACGCGUCCGUGGCCUCGGAUCUGAAGGUACAGCCAAAACCGGGCAGUGUGCCGGAGGUGGACCCGACCGUUGCUGUGCAAUAUUACCACGAGGCCUUGUGUUAUGUAUCAAGAGCGUUGCAGUACCAGUCGUAUGCGCGCAGCGAGGAGAUACUGUGCACGGCAAUGGUGAUCAGCACCUACGAGAUGCUGGAUGCGCACAUGGGCCAUGGAAUCGGCCGCCUAUCACCCGGGCAGCGCCGCUCUGUGCUUUCCAACUGGCAACGGCAUCUGAAGGGCAUCUUCUGGAUCCAGAGGUCCCAGGGUGUAAACGGGGCAUCGGGAGGGCUCAGGCAGGCGGUCUGGUGGGCGUGGCUCCGGCAGGAUCUCUGGGCAGCCUUCCGUGAGCAUAGGCGAUGUCUCAGCUUCUGGAGGCCCGUGAUCGACUACUCGGACCUCACCCAAUGCGAGCUGGCCGACCGCUCCAUCUAUCUCCUCAGCCAAGCCGUCAACUACUGCGCCGACGACCCCGAGAUCGGAUCAUGGAUCGAUGCAGGGGCGACGAGCGCGCUGGCUGACGAGAGCGACGAGGCGGUGCGACGCCGCUGCGACAGAGGCGCUGAGCUGAUGGAAAUGCUGGAGCGAUGGAAAUCGUUCAUCGGCGACGGGUUUCAGCCGUUGCCAACGGGUGCUCGGCCGCUUGGAGCGGGCGUCGGGGUGGCUGCCGCCAAGGUGUGGAAGCCUGUCUGGAUACACCCGCCCGACUUUGGUGUUGCUCUCCAGGCGUACCACUUUGCGCGGAUUUUAGUGUGCCUGCACUGGCCUGCCGUUGGCGGCGGUCGGUAUGAUGAUACCAAGACACAGGGAAUCCUGGCCGAGGCCGUGGAGGCCAUCUGCGGGAUUGCCAUGGAGAUGACAGACCAUGGCUGCCAGCUCAUGUCGGCGCGGUGUCUCUUUGGCGCAGGUCUCUGUGUGCAGACAGCAGCUCAGCAGGAGGGCAUUCUGGAGCUGAUGGAAGCGUGUGAGGCCAGGUCGGGAUGGCCCCUGGAUGCCAUGAGGGACGAUUUGCGUGCUGAGUGGCGGAAAAGAGACACGGAGAUGCACGAUGUGUAAGCUCUCAAGCUUUAUGGCAUGCAUGCUGCUGUGGCUGCAUUUUUGCUCCAAUCCAAAUGUGUUGGGCGAGGCAGGUGCGGCUGGGAAACCCCUCCGAGACACAGAGAGCCAGCAAGAUAAAAAGGAGGGUGAAAGGAAUAUGGAUGAAUGAAUAAAAGGUCAAAUAAAAAAAGAGAGAAAAACAUAAAAAAGACACAGAAAC
Gaeumannomyces tritici R3-111a-1 is the source of this 3015-nucleotide messenger RNA. RefSeq lists its product as hypothetical. Gene Ontology annotation, biological process: positive regulation of transcription by RNA polymerase II. The coding region runs from base 549 to 2813 and encodes 754 amino acids. The transcript has 5 exons. Lineage: Eukaryota; Fungi; Ascomycota; Sordariomycetes; Magnaporthales; Magnaporthaceae. Gene Ontology annotation, cellular component: nucleus. The record is from RefSeq and is a predicted model, not a curated record. Gene Ontology annotation, molecular function: DNA-binding transcription factor activity, RNA polymerase II-specific; transcription cis-regulatory region binding; zinc ion binding.